AUAUGAACCUCUUUAAAUCAGACACUGAGUCAGAACUAGAAGAAUCAGACGAAUUCGAAGAAGAUUCCGAAAUCUCGGAAGAAGACCAAAUGAACUUCAUCAGGGUAAAGACCCCUCAAGAAGUCGUUCUUGAAGAAUUCAAAGAAAGUGAGAAGAAUUUUGAGGGAAAACUCAAGGAAUUCCAAAGAAGAACCAAUAAAGAUAUCAUAGACAUUUGGGAGACCAGGAAUCUUAAGAACCAGAUCCUAGUGGAUAUUAACAAUGAAGAGUACCUCCCAGGCGUGUUUGACCUGAUCAACCUGGAGGAAGACAGUAUCUUGAGGAAAAUAUUAAGCACAUUUUCGUACCUUACCAUGGAGAUCAAGAGUUUGACCAGAAAUAUCGGCACUAAAUUCUAUGACCCACUUAUAUGCUGGGGAGACAAUGGCAACCUAGAGAAUAAUGAUGAAAAUGAAGGUGAUUGUAUUAUAGAAAUCUCCAGGAUGAUGAAUUUAUUUAAGAAUAUCUACGACCUAGUCAAGAUGCUCAGCCCAUUGACUAAAAAUAUGCUAUACCAAAUUAAUGCGAUGCUCAAAUAAGAAGACCACCCUGUAUGAUAAGGUAUUUAAGAAGAUGGUAUUCCAUCACUUCUUUGACAUGCUUGGUGAAGCUCUCUCCGUCCUCGUCACUCUUGACGUAAUUGUCUCAGAAAAUAAAAAUUUCGUUGCUUACUGGAACAUGUACAACAGAAUGUUUCUAAAAUGCAGGAGUAAUCCCGAGCCUUAUGGAGCAACAAAGAAAAAUAUUAAAUAUCUUGAAAGAUUCUGCAGGAGAUUAACUACCAAAAUCCUCACGAAACAGUUGUUCCUCGAGUAUAAUAAAGAUCUGGCAACUACUAUUGCAUCCGAAUUAGGAAAGGAUGGGAUUAGCAAAAAUAAAGAAUUUUAUGAGAAAUACAUGGAGUAUCUGACAGUCAAAGUUAAAAAUAUUGAAGAAGAGCUACAUAUUAAAGAGAAUUCCCAUAAGCCUCUUCUAGCAUUACUCACAAAUUAUGCCCUGAUGAGGGCAUUAUUCACAAAGAAAGAGGAUAAGAAGCUGUAUAAAUAAAAUUUGGAGCUUGCAGAAAAUAUGUCCUCUUAUUGUCGUGUAUAACAACCUUACCCUGAAUGUAGGUAAUUUCCUCACUGUUGUAUGCCCUCUUAAGAAGAAGCCAACUCUUGACCCUAAAAGUGUAGGAAAUUUCUUGAACGAUACUUUGGUAAGGUUUGAUAAUAAUUUCCUUGCUUUUGUCAACACCCAGUUCAUGAGAGUAGUCACCUGGAUCAUCGAAGUUAAUGGUAGACUCUUCUCUGUGCUCGAAGAUGGUGACAGGCUUGAUGUGGUUGUUGAAAACAGAGCCCACAUCAUUGUUAAAGGUAUCAACAUGGCCUACGAAAUCAAGAGGACCCUCAAACAGCUUCUGUUUCUGCACCAAGCCUUCGGUAAGAACUUAGAACAGAACAUCCUCAACGGAAUUCUCCAGUGCAUUGAAAUGCUCAAGUCCAUGGAGGAAACCAUCCAGAGAAAAAGCACAAGACUCAGCAACUACACAUUUGUGAUGCAGAAAGUGUUCGUCAACAAGAUCAUCAGGAAGCUCCAGGACUCACAGACACUGCUCAGAAGAGCCAAGCAAGACCCUGCUACUGCAUGCAUGCUGGCUGCCAUCAAGAUGGCUCUUCGCAUUUUGCGUGGAGGCUUCGGAACUGCCAGAGAAACCAUCUUCUUGCACUGCAUGGACUUCUUGGCGCACUCGUCGAAGUCGGUGUUUAAGAAAGAAGACCUCAAAGAAAUCGACAGCAUGGUCAUCAUGGCCAGGAAGAUCAGAGACUGGAAAUACCUCAUGGGCAAGAGCACCAGGUGCACUUUCUUGUACUGGGUCAGGUCGCUGGUUCCAACCAUAUUCAAGCACAUUUUCAAGAAGUUCCACAGGUUCAAGAGGAUCAGGUAUGUGUGCCAAGCGUUGCACGACCCGAUCAAAAUGCUGAGGAACGUACAGCAUCUUGAGUCUCCGAACGUGGCCAUUGACAACUACAAGAAGUACAUCACAAAGAGUUUCAACGAGGUGAUUGUACAAAAUCUAUGAUCGAUGAUUGAGAAAGAUUUGAGGAUCCAGAUACACGGGAUAUUGGUACCAAAGCUUAAGCAGCAGAAUCCACUUGAUGAAGCUGUUUACGAUUAUAUGAAUUUCCUCAGUAUAGAUGAUAUUAUUCUAUUCGAAAAUCGUAUAAAUCUAAAGAGCAGGGUAUCCCAAUAUCUUAGUGAGAAGUUUUACGAGAUGACCGCUCUCACCCCUUUGGAUUGGAAGACCUAUGAACAUAUCAGAGUCUUAGCCAAGCAAACAUACGGUCUUGACAUUCUCGAGACUCAUUUACCAUCUAAAACAACUGAUCAAAAUGUAGAUAUUCUCCAACUAGUUAGAAACAUUCACAAGUUCUGAUGAACAUAUCAUUAUAAUCUCCACACUCAAGCUUUCAUUGAAAGGACAGGUGAGACGAAGCAGAUCAAGACGAUUGGAAUUGGGCAGAUGUUGAACUCCCUCAGAACUCAUGGGUUUGGGUUCCUGAACUCAGCAGUAAACACUAUCUAUAAAUACAUGAUCAAACUAAUGAGUAUGACUUCUGAAUUCCUCUAUGAUGAAUACAUUUCCUCCCCUCUGUUAAUAGAGGCUAAGGAAUACAAAAGAAGUCAAUCGACCAAAUACUCCUUCCAGAAGGCCCAGCAAAUGUGUAAAACAAUGAAAGCUCUUGGCCAAGUCGAAGGCAUGCCUUAUUUGGACAAGUUCAGGGAGGUCAUAACCAUGAUCGGAAAUGCGUUGGGAUACGUAAGAUUAAUAAGAACUGCAUCUAUCAAAGAUUCCUCCACUAUGAUCAGCUUUAUCCCAAAGAACCUCGAAGAGCCAAAGUUCGCACAUUACUGUGAAGAGAUGGGAAUCGAUGGAGACCUCAAGAAAGCAGCAGAGAUGUUCGACGAGUCCAUCAAUAUCUUAUUCAAACAAGAAUCCGAAGCUAAGGAUUACCUCAGAGAAUUAGUUAAAGGCCUCGAUGGUGUCUUCGUAGGAGAUGAAAAUAAGCAUAUGAGACAGUUCUACAUCCUUGUACCUGCCCUCACCAUCAAUUUUGUAGAAAGCUUAAGAAGAGCCAAGGAGAAGGUCAUUAAAAAGAGGCAAGUUGGUGCUUACAUUUCCGACGAUGGAUUCGCAGUUGGCCUUGCCUACAUCCUCAGAGUCCUCCACCAGAAUAAAAAGUUUGGGUCCCUCAAUUGGUUCGAGUCGAUUGAGCAAAAUCUCCAGGAUGAAAAAGACAAUAUCCAAAAGGCGAGACAACAAUUAACAGAAGAAGUAAAUGUGGAAAGAGAGAUCAAUCUCAAAAAGAUCAAGGUAUCUGGGGAGGAGUACACUCUCCUAUACUACAGUUUCAAUGCUGCUCAGAUAUUCUUCAAAGAAAUGGAGGAAGAAUAAAUAUAACUCUUUCAACAUA
Moneuplotes crassus is the source of this 3494-nucleotide messenger RNA. The record is from the annotation of a GenBank genome assembly. NCBI's taxonomy places the organism in Eukaryota, Ciliophora, Spirotrichea, Euplotida, Euplotidae.